Molecule: messenger RNA, 915 nt
Organism: Coniophora puteana RWD-64-598 SS2
Lineage: Eukaryota; Fungi; Basidiomycota; Agaricomycetes; Boletales; Coniophoraceae
Exons: 4
Biological process (GO): box C/D snoRNP assembly; rRNA processing
Cellular component (GO): cytoplasm; ribonucleoprotein complex; R2TP complex
Source: RefSeq, a predicted model, not a curated record
GGGACAAGAACGUUCCCCCGCCCCCAGACGCAUCCCACGACGCCCUCCAGCGCGCAAUACAGGGCCACAAUGCAGACCAGGAUUGGUUUGUGCCCGUAGUCGUAUCAGAUCCCCACGAGGACAAGGACAAAGCUGGACAGCCCUCGCUCGUCUUUGACGCCGUCUUCAACUCUUCCCUAAAGUCCCGCUCCCUCAAGGACCCUCAAUUCAAGACCUUCCUCAUCGAGCUUGCAUUCCAGCGCAUCGAAGCACAGACUGGGCUCCAGCUAUCUCGCCAAAUUAGCACUCCCAAUAUCGCCUCCAAGGGGAAACCCCUCGCCCGUCAGAUCCAAGUCCCUGCUGCCCUCUUCCCGCCCGGGCACCCCAACCACCGCAAAGAGAACGAUCUAAUCCAGGAAGUCACCGUCCCACCCGUCGUCAGGUCCACCGCCAGCCAAUCGCUCAAGAGUGCGCUAAAGAAACCCGCUAGCACACCGGCCUCGGACGCUAGCUCUAAUGUGAACGCUACGGGUAGCGCCUCGCUCCAGACACCAUCCUUCACUUGGUCCCCCUCGGGCAACCAAAUACGCAUCGCCAUAUCUGUGCCUCGUUUGACGCGCGCCCUUGUGGCUAGCGCGACCCUCGAUCUCGAGCCGCGCCGCAUCCUGCUCCACAUCCCCGAAACGUAUGCGCUCGAUCUCAACCUCGACGCGCCCGACGCGACACUGGGCAAUCAGCCAUCCUCCGCCGAGAGCGCGCUGAGCCUCAAACGUGCGCGCGACUUCGCCGUGGACACUGCCAAGGCCGAAUGGCGUAUUGCUGAUAAGGCUCUCGUCAUUUACGCCUAGCCUUAGCCUUAGGCUCUUUGAAAAUUAGCAUCCCCCCUGUCUAGCUCGUUCUUGUCCUAGCGUUAAGAUAAUACAGAGAAAGUUUGGC